Apus apus (common swift) is the source of this 2698-nucleotide messenger RNA. RefSeq names its product cyclin I (gene CCNI). The record is from RefSeq and is a predicted model, not a curated record. Gene Ontology annotation, molecular function: cyclin-dependent protein serine/threonine kinase regulator activity. NCBI's taxonomy places the organism in Eukaryota, Metazoa, Chordata, Aves, Apodiformes, Apodidae. Gene Ontology annotation, cellular component: nucleus; cyclin-dependent protein kinase holoenzyme complex; cytoplasm. Bases 291 to 1424 code for a protein of 377 amino acids. Gene Ontology annotation, biological process: mitotic cell cycle phase transition; regulation of cyclin-dependent protein serine/threonine kinase activity. The transcript is spliced from 7 exons.
CUCCCCGCCGGCGGCCCGCCUCCCCUUCAGUCUUACCCCCCUCCCCUCCCUUUCCGUCACCCCCCCCCCCCCCCCGUCGCCGCGGCCCCCUCAGCGGCCCCGGGCCAUGGCGACAUGAAUCCUCCGGCCGCCCCGGCCGUGGGGCCCGCAGGCUGCGGAGCCGCCGCCGAGGAGCCCCGCCGCCCCGCCAUGGGGUGCUGAUGGCCGGGCCCCGCCGGGCGCCCCGCCGCCGCGCCGGGGAGGUGAGGUAGCUGUAUCCAGCUGGGUGGCAGGUGGAUCCAAGGGUUACCAUGAAGUUUUCAGGACCCCUGGAGAGCCAGAGGUUGUCUCUCCUUCUGGAGACGGCAAUCUCUAGGGAAGCUCAAAUGUGGAAAGCACAUGUGCCGAAAAUUCAGCCCAAUCAGGAUGUAGCCAUUUCUCCAAAGCAGAGGGAUGAGGUCAUUCAGUGGCUGGCCAAGCUCAAAUACCAGUUCCACCUUUAUCCAGAAACGCUCGCCCUGGCCAUCAGCCUUUUGGACAGGUUUUUAGCUGCAGUCAAGGCCCGUCCAAAGUACUUGAACUGUAUUGCAAUCAGCUGCUUCUUCCUUGCUGCAAAGACCAUCGAGGAAGAUGAGAGGAUUCCAGUACUGAAGGUGUUGGCUCGGGAUAGCUUUUGUGGUUGUUCUCCAGCUGAAAUUCGCAGAAUGGAGAAGAUUAUCCUGGAUAAACUGAACUGGGAUCUUCACAUGGCAACACCACUGGAUUUCCUUCAUAUUUUCCAUGCAGUUGCAGUGUCCACCAGGCCUCAGCUCCUGAGCAUCCAGCCCAAGCUGAGCCCCUCGCAGCACGUGGCGGCGCUGACCAGGCAGCUGCUGCACUGCAUGGCCUGUUACCAGCUGCUGCAGUUCAAGGGCUCCAUGCUGGCACUGGCCAUUGUCAGCCUGGAGCUGGAGAAGCUGCUCCCCGACUGGCUGGCUCUCAUCAUCGAGCUGCUCCAGAAGGCACAGAUGGAUAGCUCACAGCUGAUCCACUGCCGGGAGCUCGUGGCACAUCACCUUUCCACCCUGCAGUCUUCUCUGCUGCCCAAUCCUGUAUAUGUCUACAGUCCCCUCCAGCAGAGCCUGGUGGCCUGUAACAGAGGAGCAUUCAAAUGCCAGCAGCCCUCCUCUGUCCCAGGGCCAGGCUUCUCCAAGGACAACGGCAGGCCAGGAGUGCCAGUCACAGGUACAGCUCCCAGCGGUUCCAAACACACCUCGGCCAAGAGGAAGGUGGAGGAGAUGGAAGUGGACGACUUCUACGACGGUAUCAAGCGUCUCUACAACGAAGACAUUGCUCCAGACAUGGUGGCUCUUGACAACAUGGGCUCUGUCUGUGGCGCUGACGUCUCGAGGCAGGAGGGCAACGUUUCCCCGUGUCCACCUCUGCAGCCAGUGUCCGUGAUGUAGCUGGGAGCUCACACCACCAGCUGCUCCAGGGACCACAGGGAACCUGGCAUCCCCUGUUCUCAGUGGGAGGAGAAGGGCCCAUACCUUGUCAGGCUGAACUGAAGGGAGCCAAAAAAAAAAAAAAAAAACACCCCAAAAAAUCCCACUCCUUUUUGAAUUUUUUUUUUUUUUUAAUCUUGUGCGGCUAAUUAUAGUUCCACUAUUUAAGCACUUAAAAAAAAAAACACAAAAAAGUAUAAAAAAGCUUAAAAAAAGACCCAAAAACCAAACAAAAAAGUAGCAAAAAAUUGUUUCUUUCUAGUGUUGUCAGUUCCACUGUUUUUCUGCUCCUGUGUGUUGUAACCCAUUCUCUGUGUCCGAGAGCUUCCACCAGUCUUGCAGAGUUGUUCCAGGUUUCCCAGCCAACUAACACUUCUCUGAUCCCAUUCCCAUCUGCUCCUUGCUCUUUCUGCUUGCUCCUCUUUUAGUUCUCUGCAAGUCUUGUGCAUGAUGUUCUGUACUACCUAACCUUCAUGCCAGCUUCCUUUUUCCUUUCUAAAGAAAAAGACCUUUUUUGUUUUGUUAGCACUUUGGUGUUUAAAUGUGAUGAUAUUUAAAAAACUGGAUUUACAUUAAAGGUUAGUCAGGAAAAAACAAACAAACAAAAGCAACACUUGGAAGCUGCUCCACACUUAAUGAGUAACCACAGGAGUGUGAAGGUGCCCUAGAACAGCACUGGGGCAGCUGGCCAGUGUGCUCCACACCUUACACAGAGACUUCAAGUUAAAACAGUUUGCGUUUUCAACCACAGAAAGCAGUUCAUGGAGUUGGUGUCACUUGAACAAAAACUGUGUUUUGUUUUGUUUCUUCUUCUUCUUUGCGCCAAGAAAUGUUGCACUCAGUGUGGAUUUUCACCAAUGCUUGACCCUCUACGUCAAGUGUCAACCUGAAAUUCUGCAGUCUGUUUUUUCCCCCUGUAUGUUGAUGAGCUUGGCGUGUGACCAGCGCUGCUGGGCGAGGUGCUGCUGUGGCUGCACCUGAGCUUGGAAGGGUGCAGAACCCAUCAGCCACAAAAACCAAAACAGAAAAUCCUAACCCUCAAGUUUUGUGUUCAUGUAACUUCUAACCAAGGGUUAAAACCUUUCAAAACUCGUCUCUUCAAUGUUACACCUCCCGUUUCUCAGAAUGCCCUGUCCCAAUUGUAAGCUCUCUCCACAGCCCUGAGGAAGGUAUCGUGUUUGGAGCCAUUGUACUGAUGAAAGCCUUCUGGUAGCAAUAAAGAAAGUUGUCCUGGA